AUGUCCCAGGGCUUUCUACUCCUUCCUAUUUGGAUAUCUCAGAUCAUUCUGGCUGGCCACACAUUUACCUUUACCCAGUAUCAGGUGGCGAGCCGGUUGCGUUGACAUCUGGCAACUGGGAAGUCACUGCAGUCUACUCAAUCGAUUCUAGGCGCGGUCUAGUCCAUUACCAAUCCACAGAGCGUGAUUCUACCGAACGCCACAUCUUUACUGUGAGUCUCGAUGGAAAGACCAAAAAGCCUCUCGUAGAUAUCACCAAGGAAGGAUAUUACGGCGCCAGCUUCUCCCCCGGAGGAGGGUACCACACCCUGAGCUAUAGCGGACCAAACUUGCCAUGGCAAGUACUUCGCAGCAUAGGCUCCGAUAUGCCCAUCCGGGUGAUAGACCACAACGCCCCCCUUGAGGCCAACCUUUCCGCAUAUUCUCUCCCCAAAAUCGUCUGGUCGAAGCUCAAGCACCCAGAUGGAUAUGAGCUCAACGUUUUGGAGCGUCUACCGCCAAAUUUCACUAAGGGGAAGAAAUAUCCGGUACUAUUUGAUAUAUAUGGUGGCCCGGGCUCGCAACGCACAGAAAAGACCUUUCGCCGGACGGUUGACUUCAGCACAUACUUGGGAUCGGAUCCCGAGUUGGAGUACAUCGUUGUCACGGUGGACAAUCGUGGAACGGGGUAUAAGGGGCGGAAAUUCCGUACUAUGGUCGUCGGUCAGCUGGGAAAGCUGGAGGCGGAAGAUCAAGUUUGGGCCGCGAAGGAGUACGGGAAACGAGACUAUGUUGAUGCCGGGAAGAUUUCUAUUUGGGGGGGGAGUUACGGCGGAUACCUCACUGGUAAAGUUCUCGAAUUGGAUUCCGGAGCAUUCUCUUUAGGCAUUGUAUGUCCCUCCAUCACUUCUCCUACCCCACUCCCGGCCAGGCCGCUAAAACAGGAUAGAUGACCGCUCUAUCGAGUGACUGGCGCUUCUAUGAUAGCAUCUACACCGAACGCUACAUGAAAUCCCUAACCGCCAACAGGGCAGGUUACAAUGCCUCCGCCAUAGCAAAGACAUCGGGAUUCAAGAACGUUGCGGGAGGCUUCCUCAUCCAGCAUGGGACCGCUGACAACAAUGUGCAUUUCCAGAACCCGGCGGUUCUUGUCGACACGCUGGUUUCCGAGGGCGUGAGUCCUGAGAAGAUGCGAGUGCAAUGGUUCACUGACUCGGAUCAUAACUUUAAUCAUAAUGGGGCCUCAACCUUUUUAUACAAGCAGUUGGCCAAAGAACUUUACGAUGAGAAGAGGAGGACACCCGAGGGCAAGCAUCAGUGGAGUCGCAGGAAGGUUUAGGGGGCGUCAACUUUAUAGACCGCUGUUUUUGAAACAAAGAGAGCGGAAUCAGGGUGAGGCAUAGUUAGCAUCUCUUGUCUAGUAAUUUUGUGUAGUGCGGGCCUGUUGGAAGGCGAAUUGGCCUAAUAGAAGACCAGAGUAGCCCGACUUGUAAGAGAGGCUUUGUUAUUGAGGAGCGAGAACAUUUUAGCUGUAAGCGUUGAGGCGUCAUUCAAGCGGGCGAAAGUGACAAAAGAACAUUAAAGAACACCCACAGAAAGCCAUCCAAUUGAGAUAAGAUAAAAAAAUACAAAUGUCAAGUAUCUUGCCCGCGUAGAGAGCACAAACAGAAGAGGAAAAAUAAUCAUCAAACGGAGAAAGUCAAAGCCCUAAGUUAGUCCACUCCUCCAAAUUACCUAGUAUCGGUCACACCGGCCACUUUAUAUACAUAGCACGGUU
This is a messenger RNA of Tuber aestivum (summer truffle), 1756 nucleotides long. The record is from the annotation of a GenBank genome assembly. Lineage: Eukaryota; Fungi; Ascomycota; Pezizomycetes; Pezizales; Tuberaceae.